AUGGUGCGUCUGGCGGCCGAGCUGUUGCUGCUGCUGGGGCUGCUGCUGCUCACGCUGCACAUCACAGUGCUGCGCGGUUCGGGAGCCGCUGACGGGCCGGACGCGGCCGCGGGCAACGCCAGCCGGACGCAGCUGCAGAAUAACCUCCACGUGGAAACUGACUCUACAUCAGAAACCAGCUUUUCUCUCUCCAAAGAAGCACCAGGGGAGCAUCUGGACCACCAGGCUGCACACCAACCCUUCCCCAGACAGCGAUUCCGGCAAGACGCUGGGCACCCUUCCCUACAAAGAGAUGGCCCCAGAUCUUUUCUCCUUGAUCUACCAAACUUUCCAGAUCUUUCCAAAGCUGAUAUAAAUGGGCAGAAUCCAAAUAUCCAGGUCACCAUAGAGGUGGUGGAUGGUCCUGACUCUGAAGCAGAUAAAGAUCAGCAUCCAGAGAAUAAGCCCAGCUGGUCAGUCCCGUCCCCUGACUGGAGGGCCUGGUGGCAGAGGUCCUUGUCCCUGACGAGGGCCAACAGCGGGGACCAAGACUAUAAGUACGACAGUACCUCAGACGACAGCAACUUCCUCAACCCCCCCAGGGGGUGGGACCGUCCAGCCCCAGGCCACCGGACUUUUGAAACCAAAGACCAGCCAGAAUAUGAUUCCACAGAUGGUGAGGGCGACUGGAGUCUCUGGUCUGUCUGCAGUGUCACCUGUGGGAACGGCAACCAGAAACGGACUAGGUCUUGUGGCUACGCAUGUACCGCAACAGAAUCUAGGACAUGUGAUCGUCCAAACUGCCCAGGAAUCGAAGACACCUUCAGGACAGCUGCCACCGAAGUGAGUCUGCUUGCGGGAAGCGAGGAGUUUAACGCCACCAAGCUGUUUGAAGUUGACACGGACAGCUGCGAGCGAUGGAUGAGCUGCAAAAGUGAGUUCUUAAAGAAGUACAUGCACAAGGUGAUCAAUGACCUGCCCAGCUGCCCCUGCUCCUACCCCACAGAGGUGGCCUACAGCACUGCGGACAUCUUUGACCGCAUUAAGCGCAAGGACUUCCGCUGGAAGGACGCCAGUGGGCCCAAAGAGAAGCUAGAGAUCUACAAGCCCACGGCCCGGUACUGCAUUCGCUCCAUGCUGUCCUUGGAGAGCACCACGCUGGCCGCCCAGCACUGUUGCUAUGGCGACAACAUGCAGCUCAUCACCAGGGGCAAAGGGGCUGGGACGCCCAACCUUAUCAGCACUGAGUUCUCAGCUGAGCUCCACUACAAGGUGGACGUCUUGCCCUGGAUCAUCUGCAAGGGUGACUGGAGCAGAUACAACGAGGCCCGGCCUCCCAACAAUGGACAGAAGUGCACAGAGAGCCCCUCGGAUGAAGAUUACAUUAAGCAGUUCCAAGAGGCCAGGGAGUAUUAAGGAGAUGCCACCUCGGGUAUUUGUGACACAAAUGCACUACACUGAUCUACCGCUUGGGCAGCGCCCCUCUUAUCCGCAUACAUGUAUAUUUGUAUAUACCACAUGGGUAUUUUUCAUAAAUUACACUAGGGGUGUGCACCAGCCCCAGGUGACUGCCAUCUGAAGCCACCUUGCCAUCUGAAAUGCCCACAGAGCUCCUUGAAAUUCCUCCAAGGGGCGAUGUCAGCAGGAGGAUGAGGACAAAGAAGCCAGAAGAACCUGGAAGCCAUAGUGGGUGAGAUUCAACUCACACCCCGAUCCAAUGUUUUCUAGAGAAGCAAAGAGGAAAAGACUGAGUUGUAAACGUUAUAAGCAGUUUUUAUAUAUAACUUAUUUAAUAUGAAUGUGACUUAAGCAUAAACUUUUUCGCUGGAGUUGUGAAA
Molecule: messenger RNA, 1817 nt
Organism: Lynx canadensis (Canada lynx)
Lineage: Eukaryota; Metazoa; Chordata; Mammalia; Carnivora; Felidae
Gene: ISM1
Product: isthmin 1
Exons: 6
Coding region: 1-1395 (464 amino acids)
Biological process (GO): negative regulation of angiogenesis
Source: RefSeq, a predicted model, not a curated record